Drosophila miranda is the source of this 2246-nucleotide messenger RNA. Its product is annotated as proteoglycan 4. NCBI's taxonomy places the organism in Eukaryota, Metazoa, Arthropoda, Insecta, Diptera, Drosophilidae. Gene Ontology annotation, molecular function: inositol monophosphate 1-phosphatase activity. Gene Ontology annotation, biological process: signal transduction; inositol metabolic process; phosphatidylinositol phosphate biosynthetic process. The record is from RefSeq and is a predicted model, not a curated record. Bases 139 to 2211 code for a protein of 690 amino acids. The transcript has 4 exons.
AUUGGCCUGGAAUAAGACUUCCAGAAUGAGCAUUCCAGUCUAAACAUCUAACACAAACACGAACAAAAUUUUCGGCUCUGCUUAGACGUGCGACUUUUUGGUGGCAGUGGGGAAAUAGUUAGCGGUCAGAUCAGCAGAAUGGCUGACCAAGACGAGAAGAAAAAUGACAGUAAAGAAACCCCACGGCCCACGAACGCAGCCACAGAAUUUGGUCUGGAGGACCAUAUAGCCACACAGCAGGAUCCACGAGUGGCGGCUCUGAAAAAGGCUGACGACGCGCGGCGACUGUCGACGCAGAGUGGCAGAUCGGUCAGGCGUGCUACGUCUCAGCAUAGAGCUCCAGUAACGCCCCAGCCUCAAGUUGCGAUUACCCCAACACUUCAAACCGAAUCUGUGCCUGUGACCGCACCUGAAUCGCAGUCAAUGUCUGCGCUUCCUCAUUAUGAAUCUCGGAUAGAACCACAGCCCCAUUCCGAUAAACAGCCCUACAAUGCUGCCACGGAUUACGGCUUGGAGGAAACUAGAGCCACAGCUCAGGAUCCUAGGGUGGAGCGCAUCAUGAAAUCCGAGCGAAAGCCAAAGGCACAGUCACGGCUGCAAUCACAGCCGGCAUCACAGUCGGAUAUACAGAAGCAACCACUGAUAGUGCAGCCGGCAGAAGCAACACAGAAAGCGGAACCUUCACCCCCUUCACCACCUUCACCACCUUCACCGCCUUCACCACCUUCACCACCUUCACCAGCUGCACCACCUUUGGAAACAAAAGAAGCUACACAACCGAAGCCAGAAAAACCCAAUAUACCUGCACCACCUCUGAGGCCGGAGGACGUGCGAAUGCCACCGCCCACAAUUUAUAGUAGUGGCUGUGUUACGGGUGCUUGUCCUCUGCCAGGAAGAGGACAGGCACGCGGUAAGACGACUUGCAGCCCGGCUUGCGGUCUGCCAUGUAAGAGUAAUCCGAUAGAUGAAUGGAAAGACCCGGACGAUGAACCGGAUAACAACAAGAGGGUUAACACCGACUAUACCAUCGAUCCGUCGAAGGAGUUUACUCGGACAAGGACAAGCACUAAACCCCUGACAGAUGAGAGUGAAAAUGUUAGUACAGAAGCUAAUGAUGUACCAGCGACAAAGAAACCGCUAAUGCAUAAAGAUGUUAGUGAAAGCCAUAUAGCGGGGACAGCAACACCAAAACCGUAUGAAAUAGGUUCUCUAGAAAAUAGUGGAAGUGAUACGGCGUUGACAGAGACACCCUCUCUGACUGAGCUCUUCAAGGUGGCCAGCAAACAGGUGAAGGCGGCGGGUGCCAUGGCGCUGGAAGCGAACAAAGUUAGGCAGGAGUACACAACCAAAAAGCAUGAGCACGAUAUCCUGACCCGCACCGAUAACGAGGUGGAGGAGAAGUUCAUACGAGAGAUGAGCGCGCGGUAUCCAAACCACAAAUUCAUUGGUGAGGAGGCCAUAUCCAAGACAGAUACUGGCCAGGUGGAGCUCACAGAUGAACCUACCUGGAUCAUCGACCCUAUUGAUGGUACGAUGAACUACGUGCACCGCUUUCCCUACUACUGCAUCUCAGUGGCUCUGAUAAUCAAUAAGCAGCCCGAGUUCGGUAUCAUUUACAAUCCACCCAUGAACGAAAUGUACACGGCCCGUAGGGGAAAGGGCGCUUACCUGAAUGACUCGCCCAUCAGGACAAGCGGGCAGAAGAGUCUGGAGCAUUCCCUCGUCCUACAGGAGUACAGCACGGGAAUAAACGAAGAUCGCAAUACGAUUGUCCUCAGCAAUACCGAGCGUCUGCUCAAGAAGACCCAUGCGAUGCGUUCCAUUGGCUCCUCGGCCAUGGGCCUGGCCAUGGUUGCCUCGGGAGUUGCCGAUGCAUUCUACUACUUUGGUCUGCACAUCUGGCAUAUGGCAGCGGGCGUGAUCCUGGUUCAGGAAGCCGGUGGAGUCGUUAUCGAUCCUGCCGGUGGUGAGCUGGACCUCAUGUCCAGGCGCUGUCUAGCAGCCGCCUCCAUGCCCUUGGCCAGAGAAUUAUCCGAUCAGUUGGACCAAAGCUAUCCCUCACCACGCGACGACCAGCCAAAAUCCAAAACCCCGAAAGUCGAGACUAAAGAUUUUAUUGCACAAACUGACUUUACCGACUCAUCCGAUUCCCUAGUCUCGGGUAGUGAGUCGCCCACCCAAGCCAAACCACCAGUGACUGCUAACCAAUAAGUCUAAGCCAAUAAAUUAUUCAGUUACUUACUAAA